This is a messenger RNA of Drosophila pseudoobscura, 1129 nucleotides long. RefSeq names its product alpha-tocopherol transfer protein. The record is from RefSeq and is a predicted model, not a curated record. Bases 135 to 1061 code for a protein of 308 amino acids. Gene Ontology annotation, molecular function: phosphatidylinositol bisphosphate binding. NCBI's taxonomy places the organism in Eukaryota, Metazoa, Arthropoda, Insecta, Diptera, Drosophilidae. The transcript has 3 exons. Gene Ontology annotation, cellular component: membrane.
CCUUUAGCCAAUAGAUUAGCAUUUUUUUUUAAACUCGGUAACGGUCUGUGGUGUAGAUUCGGCUUUUGGGUUUUCACUUGACUGAAGACACGUUUCAGUAGCCGCACAGCUGCCAGGGAGCACAGCCACUCAUCAUGGCCGAGCUACGUCCGUUGACCGCCGAGCUGCGUCACAUUGCCGAGACGGAGCUGAACGAAGUGAAGGAGCGGCUGCCAGCCGACUUGGAUGCCCUGCGCGAGUGGCUCUCCAAGCAACCGCAUCUGCGGGCGCGCCAGGAGGACCAGUUCCUGGUGGGAUUCCUGCGGGGCUGCAAAUUUAGCCUGGAGAAGUCCAAGUCCAAGAUAGAGCACUUCUACACGAUCAAGACAUUGAUGCCGGAGCUCUUUGCCAAUCGGGUGGUGGACGACAAGAUCCUGGCACUCUGUCGUACGGGCACCUAUGUGCGGCUACCCAAUGCCUGGGGACCCAGCGGACCUCGCAUCCAGAUCACCAACUACGAGAAAUUCGAUCCCAAAGUCUAUAAGCUGGUGGACCUGUUUCGCUACCAGACGAUGCUGUCGGAGCAGGCUAUAUGGGAGGACGACCACACCAACGUGAGCGGAUUCAUUGAGAUUAUCGACAUGGGCAAGAUGAGCCUCAGUUUCCUGGCCCAACUGGACUUUACCCUCAUCAAGCGAAUGGGCGUCUUUGCCGAGAAGGCGCAGCCCACCCGCCUGAAGGGGAUUCACCUUAUCAACUGCCCCAAGGAGGCGGUGGCGCUUCUCAAUCUGGCCAAGGGCCUCAUGCCCAGCAAGCUGCAGCAACGAUUUUACGUGUAUAAGAAUCUAGAGCAAUUAAACAAAGUCAUACCACGCGAAUACCUGCCCGAGGAGUAUGGUGGCAGCAAUGGACGUAUAUCCGACAUCCAGGCGGAGACGGAGAAGCAGCUGCUGGCCUACAGCGACUAUUUUAAGGAGGAUUCUCAGUAUGGGGUGAACGAGCAGCUGCGACCGGGGAAACGAGUCAAUGCCGAUUCUAUCUUUGGCUCAGAGGGCUCUUUCCGCAAGCUGGACAUCGACUAGGGAUUUGCAGAUUAGUUGUACAAUGAUAGUAGAAAUGGUUUCAAUUAAAAGUGCUCAAUUUAAACGUA